Molecule: messenger RNA, 753 nt
Organism: Nematolebias whitei (Rio pearlfish)
Lineage: Eukaryota; Metazoa; Chordata; Actinopteri; Cyprinodontiformes; Rivulidae
Exons: 3
Coding region: 142-753 (203 amino acids)
Source: RefSeq, a predicted model, not a curated record
AUGACAGACAGGUACCGCCCCCUCCCGGUUUUAUACUUCCGGUGAGCUAAAGCGAGAGGCACUUUUGCUAAUGACAGGCACUUUUGCUAAUGACAAAUUCUAGUAAUUUGUGCUGUAGCAGGAGGCUUAAACAAUUCUAAUAUGAGUUCGGGUUCAACUUGUGCUGUUGUUGGCUGUCACAACAGCUCCAGAAAACUGAAAGACGAGCUAGAAACGUAUUGUUUUGCACAUCAACAACUUCGAAAGGCCUGUGUGUGCCCAGUGCGUUACGAACUGCACUCCAUGCCGAGGAAGGAGGAUCGAAAACGAGCGUGGCUGGCAGCUUUAAAACUCAAAUACCCCCCGAAGAGAGUUUAUGUUUGCUCCUUUCAUUUUAUUGAUAAAAAGCCCACAGAGCUUCACCCCGACCCGGAGCUCUAUCUGGGCUAUGACCGGGCCCCACCAAAGAAAAGAAGGCAGCUCAUCCGGACCACUGUGAGCCAGACAGCUUCCAGCAACAUCGACAAAACGGCCGAAUCUGUUCCCGAGUGCACCGUAGAUUCACCGUCAGUCAUCCCAGACCUGGCUAGCGUCUCCACACAACCUCCUGGGCCACAUCUGCACUCAGUCCACACACAGUGGGAGGACCCUUCGCUAAAAGAUCAUCAUCAAUACUGCAACACGUCUGGCAGAAAAGAUGUCCAGGACAAGACGACUCAGUGUGAUGAAGUUGCAUUUUUUCUUCUACAAAAUGACGCAGACGCUUUGCUUUGA